This is a messenger RNA of Betta splendens (Siamese fighting fish), 1562 nucleotides long. It is a transcript of the gene timm17b, whose product is annotated as translocase of inner mitochondrial membrane 17 homolog B (yeast). Gene Ontology annotation, biological process: protein import into mitochondrial matrix. The record is from RefSeq and is a predicted model, not a curated record. Lineage: Eukaryota; Metazoa; Chordata; Actinopteri; Anabantiformes; Osphronemidae. The transcript has 6 exons. Gene Ontology annotation, cellular component: mitochondrial inner membrane; TIM23 mitochondrial import inner membrane translocase complex. The coding region runs from base 94 to 606 and encodes 170 amino acids. Gene Ontology annotation, molecular function: transmembrane protein transporter activity.
AUCGAAUCCGAUCGACCAGCAGGAUGAGCCACACCAACAGCUCGCUCCGCGCACAGUGAUGACGUAGCUCCGCUCGCUCGCUCGACAACAAACAUGGAGGAAUAUGCCCGUGAACCUUGUCCCUGGAGAAUAGUGGAUGACUGCGGAGGAGCAUUCACCAUGGGGGCAAUUGGAGGAGGGCUGUUCCAGGCAGUCAAGGGCUUCAGGAAUGCUCCUGCAGGUGUCGGACAGAGACUGAGAGGCAGCGCAAAUGCAGUGAAAGUAAGAGCUCCACAAAUUGGAGGCAGCUUUGCUGUGUGGGGUGGGCUCUUCUCCACCAUUGACUGCGGCCUAGUUCGCCUCAGAGGAAAAGAAGACCCUUGGAACUCCAUAACAAGUGGAGCACUGACGGGAGCCAUUUUGGCAUCACGUAGUGGACCAUUGACAAUGAUGGGCUCUGCCAUGAUGGGGGGAAUUUUACUCGCCCUCAUUGAAGGUCUUGGGAUCCUUCUUACCAGAUACACAGCCCAGCAGUUUCAAAAUCCGGUUCCAUUUGCAGAUGAUCCCAGUCAGCUUCCCCCAAAAGACGGGGGUCAGCAGCAGCAGGGGGCAAAGGGGCAGUUAUAGUAGAGACUGUGGAAGCAGAAACAGAAACAUUAGAAACUAGAAACAUUACAGCAAGCAUUAUGACUUGGAGUUGGAGAUACUGCUCCUUACUUUGGAGUUAAGUAGUUGCACUAAGUGUUUAUACCUCAGGGAGAAGUUACUGUGAUAAAACAAAAAUAUUUGUUUGUAAAUAAGGAUAACAGACAAAGUCAUAUUUGCACCUUGAACAUUUCAUGGAUUAUUUUCACUGUUUUGAUGCUGCUAUAUAGAUAAAAAUGCAUUUUUAUUAUUUAAAUGUAAAUAUAUAGUUUUGUGAUUGUGUGGAAAAUAUGUAUUAAUAAAUUUAAUAAUAAAGCAGCCAAAGAUUUUACAAUUGUAUUUGGUAAAUAUUAAAGCUAUACAUUACAAUAGUAAAUGUGUGUGGUCGGAAGAAACAGUGGACUCUACAGCAAAAUAUUUGUUCAGUAACAUUAGUAUUAUUAUGUUUAUAUCCUUUGAUACAGUCAAUGCAAAGAGCAGCUUAUGUUAUUUUAUAUAAGUUCAGCAGAACCUCAUUCCUUCCUCGGUUUGCAGUCUUUCCUCCCCUGGCAGCUUUUGUAACUCUGACUCUUGUUGGGUCUGAAGUUUACAUUCAGGAAUGCACAAGUUAUGUUCAUAGUACUGAAAAUUAAAAAGAGAAUAUGAGUAAAGGGGGAAUUAUAGCUUGAACCAUUUGGUGAGUUUGCUUAGUCUGCUGUUACGCAACCCUUGUCACUUUGAUUGCUGCUUCAUCCAUCAAAGCAACUCAGCACUUUUCCACCUUUGUGUUUUCUUUAAACUGUAGCAUGGUGCAAAGAGAGGGAGCAGCGUGAAGCAGUGUUGUGCUGUAAACUCUGGACAUUAGGAAGAAAAUGUUUAAUUUAUAUUUUGUCGUAUUAUAUAUGUACUGUGGUAAAGCUGAUAAAACCAAUAAAGGCAUCAAAUGUUUGUGACUUGAA